Molecule: messenger RNA, 815 nt
Organism: Toxorhynchites rutilus septentrionalis
Lineage: Eukaryota; Metazoa; Arthropoda; Insecta; Diptera; Culicidae
Product: protein C19orf12 homolog
Exons: 2
Coding region: 255-674 (139 amino acids)
Source: RefSeq, a predicted model, not a curated record
UGGCUGUUUUGACGUUUGUCGAAAACCUCUGAAGCGUAUUUUCUUUAGUGGAAAUUAGAUUUUGGAUGUACGUUUGUGUUGUAGUAUAAUUAUUUCGUUGAUAAUCGUUAUCAGGCAUUAUAUUCAAAUAUUUUAGUACACUCAAGUGUAAUUCCAUCUGGCCACGUCUCCUAGAAAAUUUUGUUAGUCACAGGCCUCCCUUGUUGCAACAUCCAUAAUCUUCUAGAAGGAAUUUUACUGUGCCUUAAAACAAAAUGCCUAUCAAAACUCGGGAGCUCAUGGAUGCAGUAACAGUUCUUACGGACCAAGAGAAUAUGCGCGUUGCGAUGAAAUGCAGCGCAAAAGGGGCUGCAGUUUGUGGCGCUGGUAGCUUUGUCGGAGGAAUUCUGGGUGGACCAGUUGGAUUAGCCAUUGGUGGCACACUCGGAGCUGUGAGUGCGGCUUACAUGAACAGAGGCAAAUUCCGUCCAGUUAGCGAUAUCAUACGAUACGAUAUGAGCGAACGACAACGUGAAAUGCUCAAAGAGCUAAUCAUAGAUGCACUGUCUGAAUUUCAUCCCACCGACCUGAUAGUGUUACUUCCGUUACUGAUGAAUAAUAACGCCGCACAACGUUCUGUCCUCAAUACGGUUGUGUCGUUUGUGACAAACGAAUUGAAAAUGCACAUAGAAUGAUUUAAAGUCUCUAGGAGAAAGUUUCAUAAGCACCGGUGCGUUUUGCAGAACUCCUACAAGUGUGUAAAAUGAACUCAUUAGCAUAUAAGUUUUGUAACGAAAUAGGGCAUGCUAACAAAUAAACAUUGCGUUUUCCUAGUA